Molecule: messenger RNA, 2327 nt
Organism: Musa acuminata AAA Group (dessert banana)
Lineage: Eukaryota; Viridiplantae; Streptophyta; Magnoliopsida; Zingiberales; Musaceae
Product: pentatricopeptide repeat-containing protein At1g33350-like
Exons: 2
Coding region: 70-1644 (524 amino acids)
Biological process (GO): RNA modification
Cellular component (GO): intracellular membrane-bounded organelle
Molecular function (GO): RNA binding; protein binding
Source: RefSeq, a predicted model, not a curated record
ACGGUUAUUUAUAACGACUUAUUGAGGGAAUAGAAAGGUUGGUUUCAAGGAACAAACACAAGUGUGACGAUGUGGUGCGCGUCGACCCCUCAGCCGACCGUCACCCUCAACGAGCGAGUCGUCUUCCUACUGGGCAAAUGCACCACGCUGAGCCACCUCAAGCAGCUCCAGGCCUUCCUCCUCGCCCUGGGCCAUGGCCAGACCCAGCUCUACGCCUUCAAGCUCGUCCGGUUCUCCGCCCUCGCCCUCGCCGACCUCACCUACGCCCGCCUCAUCUUUGACAGCCUCGCCUCCCCCAACGUCUUCCUCUACACCGCCAUGCUCACCGCCUACGCCUCCCGCCCCGACUCCCACGCCGCCCUCCGCCUCUUCGCCCUCAUGCUCCGCCGAGCCCGACCCGGCCCCAACGAGUUCAUCUAUCCCUGCGUCCUCAAGGCCUGCUCCGACGGCGCUGAUCUCCGGCUGGUUAAGUCCGUUCACUCCCGCGUCGCCAAGACCGGAUUCGAUGGGUAUGGCGUGGUGCAAACCUCGCUUCUCGAUGCUUACUCUCGGUUUUCCGACAUGGCCGCCGCCCGUGCUCUGUUCGAUGGAAUGCCUCAGAGGAAUGUGGUUUCCUGGACAGCUCUGCUGUCUGGAUACACACGGGUCGGGCAGAUCGGGAAGGCCAUUGCCUUGUUCGGGGAAAUGCCCGAGAGGGAUGUUCCAUCGUGGAAUGCAGUUAUCUCCGGGUGCGCCCAGAAUGGUCUCUUCUCGGAGGCAGUCUCUUUCUUCUGUAGGAUGGUCCUGGAGGGUGCACGGCCGAAUCAGACGACUGUGUCAUGCGUGCUCUCUGCUUGCGGACACCUUGGUAUGCUCCGGCUUGGGAGAUCGGUGCAUGGUUAUGUCUACAAGAACCACAUGGAACAUAGUCCCUUUGUUGCGAAUGGACUAAUCGAUAUGUAUGGAAAAUGUGGUGGCGUGAAGAAGGCAAGUUGGAUAUUCUCGGCAUUGACCGACAAAAACCUUAUGUCCUGGAAUUCUAUGAUCAAUUGCUUGGCUCUCCAAGGACACAGUGGUCUGGCCAUCGCAACCUUCAAAAAGAUGGAACUCACUGGCCCUGAACCUGAUGAGGUCACUUUUGUGGGUCUUCUAAAUGCAUGUACUCAUGGAGGGUUGGUGGAUGAAGGGCUUAGUUAUUUCAGAUCCAUGUUUCAGGACUAUAAAAUUGAUCCCGAGAUCGAGCAUUAUGGCUGUAUCAUUGACCUCCUUAGCCGGGCAGGUAGAUUUGAUGAAGCAAUGGAUAUUGUGAGGGACAUGAGAAUCGAGCCUGAUGAAGUCGUGUGGGGUUCUUUGCUCAACGGUUGCAGGAUCCAUGGCAUUAGAGAAUUGGCUGAAUUGUCAGCAAAGAAGCUGCUUGAGAUUGAACCUAAUAGUGCUGACUAUGGAGUCAUGCUAGCAAACUUAUAUAGUGAAUGUGGCAAGUGGGAAGAUGUAGGGAAGGUCAGAAAGAUGUUGAAGGAAUUGGGAGGAAAGAAGUUGCCAGGGUGUAGUUGGAUUGAGGUAGAAAAGAAGGUUCACCAGUUCUAUUCGGGCGAUACAGUCCACCGUGAGGUUGAGCAGAUUUAUGAGCUCUUGGAUGAGUUAGCUGGAUUGAUGGAAGCGUGAUCACCUGUCUCCCCACAGAAUUUGCCAGAUAAUGGUGAAGUAACAAAAACUAGAUGAUGCAUAAAGAAUAUUUUUGCUGGAUUUAUAAAGAUGACUUCUGUAGAGGAGGGGGAAAAUUCGAGAGUGACAGACAUAAGUCUCAUCUGAUAUAGAAUGAUCCUUGAUUAUUAAUAUUGAAUUUGAUUUUUGGUAUUUGGUAUAAAAGCAAGUAAGUUAGGCUAGUUUUGUAUGCAAGGAAAGAGAGGCAAGAGACAAGUGGUUUCCUUCAUCCAUAACGAACAGCACAAGCUGGGUUGCUAAUCCAGGCUAUGCCAAGCAGCAGAGGAAGAGGCCAACAAGACCCAAAUCAGCUUUAGCACUAGCUGCUCCGGUUCUGUUUCCGGACUUCAGCAGGCCUCCCAAGCGAGAUGACCAAGGUUCUUUGCUGGUGUGUUGCAUAAGAAAGGCAAGAUGAAAGGUGGCAGGGACUCAUUUCGCCCGUUACUGAAGGAUGUUGAUCUACCAUAAAAGAGUACAUUUUCAGCCGCGGCAAACACAUUUGUGCUGCCGACAACCUUCAAAUACAUGGUAAAUUCUUUGUACCAAUUUGACAAAAUACAUACAUAGAUGUUUACUGCUAUGGUUGUCAAGGAAAGCUAUCAUUUCUAGCUUGAGAAAUGAAAUAUCUAAUAUACCAUUUUUUU